UCCCAUGGGUAAGAAGCUGUGGAAACUAGGGAUAGUCACGCUCCCUGCCUAGAACACGUAGUUCUUUGGUGUGAAGGACAGAUAGGGUGGACAUUGGCAAAUUUCUGACUCACUUGUGGGGACAUUUAGAGCAGGUGUUUGGAGUCACAAGAUGGACCCAGCAGGCUUUCUUUUUCUUGGCUAGGACCCAAGAGACCCUGGCAGGUGUUUAGGAUGUAAGGAGGGUCAGCCCUGCUCUCCUCCCACACCCACCUGGUCUGCCACACUUCCCAGGGAGGAGCAUUGGCCAGGUGGGCCAUGAAGGAACAGGUUUCUGAGCAAGCUUCACCAAUAAUCACUCCUCAGUCAGGCAUGUCCUUCUGGAGCCUAGUCGCUGCUGGGAUGGGCCCUUGGUGGGCGCUGUGGCUGAUCCUUAUCCUUCCCCAAAUCCCGGAGGGCCAGACUCCAGCCAAGCCUCAAGGCUUCCCCCAGCUGACGAGCUUUGAAAAUGACAAGUUUCAGGGAGAAUGGUUUGUCCAUGGUUUGGCGGGUAACGCCUACAAGAGAGAGCACCGGGCCUUGCUGAAUCCCUACAUCGCGUUGUUUGAGCUAAAAGACAACAGCUGUUUUCAGGUGACCAACACCAUGACUCGGGGCAAGCGCUGUGACACUUGGUCCUAUACCCUGAUCCCAGCAACCAAACCUGGGGAGUUCACCAUGGAAAACAAAGGGACUGGAACAGACAGAGAAGAUGUGCAGGUGAUCGAGACAGACUAUACCAACUUCGCCCUGCUGCUGUCCCUCAGGACAACAAGCAGCCAGACCAUCACCAGGGUCAGCCUUCUGGGCAGAAGCUGGAGGCUUCCUCAUAAGACGAUAGACAGGUUCAUCUGCCUGACCAGAACCCAGAACCUCACCAAGAAUAACUUCAUCUUCCCUGAUGUGACUGACUGGUUACCUGAUCCAAACAUCUGCUGAAGAGUGAAUGGUUCCUGCCAGUACAGCCUCAGCCUCACCCUGCCUCUGCUCUCCACACAAAUAAACACACUGCCUAUGACUCCAGAA
Messenger RNA from Peromyscus eremicus (cactus mouse), 1044 nucleotides. It is a transcript of the gene Lcn12, whose product is annotated as lipocalin 12. The transcript has 6 exons. The record is from RefSeq and is a predicted model, not a curated record. Gene Ontology annotation, molecular function: small molecule binding. Lineage: Eukaryota; Metazoa; Chordata; Mammalia; Rodentia; Cricetidae. Bases 298 to 957 code for a protein of 219 amino acids.